UUUUCCGUACGCCUGGGCUGGGCGGGCAGUGAUAGAGCUGGAGCCGGGUGCAGGAUCGGGCUGCGGGUUGUGCCGCUGAAGCUGAGGAUGCGAUGCCCGGGGAGAGAUGAGAGUGCGAGCGGCGGACAGGGAGCCCGGGGCCGCCAGUGCCCUGUCGCUGCUUCCCGUUAGCCUGGUGCACGGGCUGUGCGCUGCGGUCUGUGCUGCCGCUUACUGCACCGGCCUGAGCGGGGAGCUGGUACAUGACGAUGUCUGGGCGAUAGUCAACAACCCGGACCUGAGACCGUCUGCCCCGCUCACCAACAUCUUCCACAAUGACUUCUGGGGCAAGAGCAUAGGGGAGAGCAGCAGUCACAAAUCCUACCGACCCCUCUGCACCCUCACCUUCAAGUUGAACAUCCUGCUGGGUGGUAUGACUCCAUUGUACUUCCACAUGGUCAAUCUAGGCUUGCACUGCACCGUGACCUCAUUGUUGCUCUACACAUGUGACACAGCCGUGUUCCGAGACCGGCGCCAGGCGUUCUUAGUUGCUGUUCUCUUCGCCGUACACCCCAUUCACACUGAAGCUGUAACAGGCAUUGUGGGGCGAGCAGAUGUAUUAGCUUGUGUCCUCUUCCUACUGGCUUUUCUCUCCUAUCUUAGGAGUGUGAACAGUAGCUACAUUGGAAAAAGUUUCCCUCCAACCAGUUCUCCAUUCUUCCUGUUGCUAAGCCUGUUCCUGGGUACCUGUGCAAUGUUGGUUAAAGAGACGGGCAUCACGGUCUUUGGAGUGUGCCUUAUCUACGACCUUCUCGUUCUGUGCUCUAACAGACUCCCAAUAAACCUAUCUGCUGACAGGAUCAGAGGACUGCUAAAAUUGUCUGCACCGUAUCUGAAGAGAGCUGGUUUUGUAACUGUGUAUGUUCUCCUCAUCCUGUUUCUCCGUGUGCGGAUCAUGGCAGGCUCCAUGCCGAACUUCUCCGAGCAGGACAACCCAGCUUCGUUCUCCCCUUACCUCCUCACUAGGUUUCUCACGUACACCUACCUGCUGGCCUUCAAUGCCUGGCUGCUGUUAGCACCAAUAACUCUCUGCUAUGACUGGCAAGUAGGCAGCAUCCCAUUGGUGGAGUCUUUGUGGGACACGAGGAAUGUGGCAACUGUGGUGUUCGGUCUUGCCAUGUUACUGUUGAUGUGGAACUGCUUACUGUCUGUACAGAAACUGAAGCACAGAGAGGUGUUAGUGGGCUUGCUAUUCCUGGUCUUUCCAUUCAUCCCUGCCAGCAACCUCUUUAUCAGAGUGGGCUUUGUGGUGGCAGAGCGGGUGUUGUACAUGCCCAGUAUGGGAUACUGCAUCCUGGUCGUCCAUGGCUUGAAUCGAUUGUGUGGCGUUCUCAGUAAAUGGGGAGCUACUGUUCUCACGGUAACCAUGUUGCUUGUAGUAGGACUGUUCUUCUGGAAGACCCUGAAACAGAACGAGGUGUGGUUGUCCAGGGAGGCUCUGUUCAGAUCUGGUGUUCAGACUUUGCCCCUUAAUGCCAAAGUGCAUUACAACUAUGCCAACUUCCUGAAAGACUACGGUCGCCACGAUGAAGCUGUUUACCAUUAUAAAACAGCUUUGAGGUUGUAUCCACGCCACGCCAGUGCACUCAACAAUCUUGGCACAUUGACCAAAGAUGUGUCAGAGGCGGAAGUCCACUAUAGAGAGGCCUUAAAACUGAACCCGCAACACAACCGUGCGCUGUUCAAUCUGGGGAACCUGUUGAAAUCCCAGAAGAAGCUGGCUGAGGCUGAGCAGUUACUGCGCGACUCUGUUCGGUUUGGCCCCCAGUUUGCUGAUGCCUACUCCAGCCUUGCAGCUCUGUUGGCCGAGCAGGAACGAUUUGGAGAAGCUGAUGAUGUGUACACGCGUGGCAUUGAAAACUGUCCUGAGAACUCAGACCUGCACAACAACUAUGGAGUCUUCUUAGUUGACCGAGGAAAAGGGUUUGGAGCUUCAGGUCAUUACCUGCACGCCAUUCAGCUCAAUCCCAAACACUACGUUGCCAUGGUAAAUCUCGGUCGACUGCUACGUUCGGCAAACAAGAACAAGGAGGCAGAAGCAUGGUACAAACGAGCACUAGAGAUCACCAGGAGCGUGGAUGUUCUGUCUCCUCUCGGAGCUCUGUACUACAACACAGGCAGGUACGAGGAAGCCCUGCUUAUCUACAAAGAGGCAAUUAUGAUGCAGCCCUCAAACAGUGAACUUAAACUGGCAGUGGCCCAGGUUCUCUCUGUGGCUGGCAGAGCCAAAGAAGCUGAACGACUCAUUAACCAAGUAGUGAGUGAAAGGAAUGACUGCCUAGAGUGUCAACGCCUCUUGUCUGUUAUCUACAGUAAAACGGGAAACCUGAAGGAAGCACUCGAUGCUGUCAAAAGAGCCAUGCAAAUGAAGCCCAAAGACCCGAAAAUCCUUGCGGAACUCUAUUUUUCAGAAGGGAAUCUAUUGAGGGAGCUAAAUCAGCUGGAUGUGGCGUUUGAGAGCUAUAAGCAGGCGGUAGGGUUGAGCCCAGAUCUGUCGCAAGCUUGGAUGAACAUGGGAGGUAUCCGGCACAUAAAGGGUGACUACAAAGCAGCUCGUGAGUACUAUGAGAAAGCCCUGGAACUGGUGCCAAAUAGCAAGAUACUGCGGGAAAACCUCAGUAAAUUAGACCGCCUGGAGAAGAAGUUACAAGGACAAAGGAGAGAUGAGCAGCACCCUCAGGAAUCUAGCACAAGGUGACAGAUGAAUGGCCUGCUCGUGACUGUGACGUCACACAGAAAGAAGCAGAAGGACCUUGGUUCUUGUACAGCCCCAAAUGACAGAAGCAACAAAGGGAUCUUUCUGCUGUGAAGUAAAGCAUUGAUUGUGCCUGGGGUUGUACAGCUACAAGUUGGUGCACCUCACCUGAGCUCAAAAAAUGUUCAUCACAAUUGAGAAUUUCUCCAGCAUCUUGAGUUCUUUAUUAAACUCCUUCAUAUGUUAGGUAAAGUCCAAGAUAAUGACAAAGCCACUGUUGAGUCUAAGAAACUGCACCCUCUACCAUCCACUUCAGCUCUUCCUGCAGGGGUUGGUGUUAUUUGCAUGGGAUGAGAUUUGACAAAACAAAAUUUAUCCAUCCUAAUGCAUACCAAAAAAAAUGAUGGAACAGAAUUGAAUACUCAGAAACUAGCCACAGUGAGGGAGUGAACAACAGAGCCCUUCACUCCAGCCUAUAUUUAAGAGCAGGCUGUUCGAGAAAGUGUGACUUUCUCCCCUUGUCUAUGCUAACCUUACUGGACACUGUGAAUAUAGAGUAGAGCAUUCUGUAUUGAAGCUAGUCAGGAGCAAAACAUUCCAUCCAAGUCAUUCAAUACGCAUCACAGUAUUUGAGUGUUUAUCCUCUAAAGGUUAAGAUUGCUCCAUUUUCCUGAUAAGUCACUCAAGUGGGAAUGUUAGAAGUAAGAUUUGUUGUUGAAUAAAGAUAACAAGCUGAAAGGGAGACAUCCAUUUUGAGUUACAACUUUGAGACACAAAGCGUCAGUUCCCUGUGCAGGCUGUGCAUAGAUCUUCCCCAGGGUUGAGAUCUUUCUCAGUGUUCAAGCAUCUUUGGACAACCAGGAUUGAGAGCACUCUCAGUUGCAGAGCAGACUGAGUUCACUUGUCUGACACAAGGAGAUCGAUGGCUGAAACAGGAGAGUGUCCUGUUUCCAGGCAGGGCACUGGAGGAGUAUAACCCAGAAUCAUUGAGGAAGUGAUUGGAAGACAUGAUGGAAGAACUGUAGAGUCUUUCUAGAUGAGUAAGCAACAUGGAGCUGAAGCGCUUUCCUGACCUGUGUGUCCAGUGAAGAUAGGCCUAUUUAACGUUCUCUGUUUUGAGACUUUGGAAAAUAAGUAUUAAUUACUAUUUUAAAGAUUUACAAAGUUAAUGAGUUAAGUUUCCUUCCAUGUAUUUAAAACAAAGCAGGGAAAGUAUUUCUCUUUGGCACAGUGGAAGGCCAGUGCCCAGAGCUAUAUUAUACAUUCCUUGUUGCUCUCCAUUUCACCCAGCUAGUGUUGAGGAGUGGGACUGAGUGUAUCCUCAAGGCCCCAGCUGGGCUAAGAGCUAAUCACUGCUUAUCCAAUGAUUAAUACCCACUGGACUUAAUUAGUGGAAGGCACCAGUAGAGCUCUGCCUAGGGAAUUUGACAACAUCUUCAAGUGGGAGUGAAGAAAAUUAGCAGAAUUUUUUUUUAGCAUGGGGGAAAUACCAAACUCAAAUAAGCUUCCUGCAGCCUGCAUCUUGAAUGUCCCGAAUGUAAAGAAUGUUUAUUUCUACAUCUCCGGGAGCUGAUGGGUCAGACAUCUUGCUCCAUAAUUUUGAUGGCAGCAAAUUGUGAUUGGCCCUUUCAAAGUAGGUUUGUACUUACUCAUCAUUAUCAUUGAACAUGCUGGCACAGUGUUGCCAUGCCACCAGGGCACUGCAGAUGUCUUGCCCUGAUUAAUACCCAGGGUGGAUCUUCUUGACCUUGCUGACUCCUUCCCAACCCUGUAGUUCCCAUCAUCCCUUGGCUGGCAUGCAUAGUGCACUAGCCUAUUCCCCCCCCUCCAAAGGCACCCCCACAGCCCUCCUUUAAAUAACACCACACACACACACCCCGACCUCUGCGUCGUUGUACAAAUUCGCACAACUCACAUUGGGCAUUUGUACAAAAAGCACAACUUGAAAUCCUACCGUUGUAAUGAGAUCAAAGUGACAGCAAUUGACACAUUAAUUGUUUGGUGGCUGAACACGUGAAAAUUGUGGAGUCUUGCAGAAUGAAGAAAUCUUAUCUACUCUCAAGGUUGUGACCAAUGAUUAUGCCAUUCAAGCUGCAGACAUGUUUUUAAGUAUCUCUAUUUUUACAUAGAAUCUAUAAUUUAUUUAUGAAUAUUAAGUAUUAAAGCUAUAAUAUAUGUCAUUAUUGCUAUAUGUGUAAAACAUGAAGAGAUGUUGGUGUGUGUUGUUUCCAUUAUGUAUGCACUAAGCCUGUUGAUUUUAAAUGCAAACAUCUUAUAAAGUUGAAAUGCGAAGAGGCACACAGUUUGGGACUACAGUGGAGCUUCAGUUCUGAAGAAGAGCCAUAUCGGACUCGAACAUUAACUCUGUUUCUGUCUCCAGAGUUUCUCCAGCUGUUACUCUUUGUUGCAGGUUCCCAGCAUCCACAUUAUUUUGUUUUUACUUUUGUAUUUUUGGAAAAUAAUUUUAUGAAAGCAAGGGUAAGCAAUUCAACAUAGGGUGGGAAAGUGAAAUUGAUAUUGGCAUUCUGCCAAAAUGAAGCAGGAUCAAGUGGCUAACCUCUGUUCUAUUUCUUUAUGUUCAUUUUCAUUGAACCUAUUCUUCUGCUCAGUCUCUGGCCCUCCUUGCAUUGUUUAAUCUCCAGACUCUGUCUCAAUGGGCUCUGUUCUACUGUACAAAACUGGACCCAAUCUCACUAAUGACAACAAUUUACCGAUUGAUUUAUUGAUCAUGCCGCUGGAGAGAGAGAAAGAGACUGGAGAUUGCACUGGUCACUAAAUGAGCUCUGUUGACGCUAGUGGAUUUUUCUACAAAGCUGUGUUUAUUCCAUUUCCUUAAUUUACAAAGUGGAUGCAUUUAAGCUCACAAAACGUCCGAUGUACCAUGAACAAUAAAACUGUUCAUUCGUC
Messenger RNA from Stegostoma tigrinum, 5641 nucleotides. It is a transcript of the gene tmtc1, whose product is annotated as transmembrane O-mannosyltransferase targeting cadherins 1. The coding region runs from base 107 to 2737 and encodes 876 amino acids. Gene Ontology annotation, molecular function: protein binding; mannosyltransferase activity. The record is from RefSeq and is a predicted model, not a curated record. The transcript has 19 exons. Lineage: Eukaryota; Metazoa; Chordata; Chondrichthyes; Orectolobiformes; Stegostomatidae. Gene Ontology annotation, biological process: protein O-linked glycosylation via mannose; RNA processing.